AUUAAUUUUUACAUAUUUACAGGACCAGGGCACACAAAAAAGAUAUUUAUCGCCAUGCCUCGUAUGCAGAGUGGGCAUCCUGCAACUAUCGGAACUGUUACUGACAAAACCACCGCCGAUGGCAAUCCUAUUGUUAAACCCUAUCCUUCUUGGGAUUGGCACAAAAAUCUUAAAGACUGCCCACCUGACAGAAUCGUAUCGGUAUUUAGAAUGAUGGUUGACGAAUGCGGUAGGCUAUGGCUACUUGAUACAGGAAGUAGAAGCAACGGCACAAUUUGCCCACCACAAAUAUUGGCAUUUGAUUUGAAAACUGAUACACUGUUAUAUAGAUACGAAAUACCCUCCAGUCAGUAUGAGUACAGAUCAAACUUCGUAACUCCAGUUGUAGAUGUGCGAGAUAAACAAUGUAAGGAUACCAUGGUAUAUGUCGCAGAUAACCGAGGAUAUUCCAUCAUUGUCUACAAUCCGUCGUUGGGAGUUUCAUGGAGAGUAGGUGACAAGACAAUGUACCCUUACCCUAGCUCUGGAACCUAUGAAAUUCAAGGAACUAGCUUCGAGUUAAUGGACGGAAUAUUGGGCAUGGCUAUUUCACCUUAUAAACCCGGAAAAGAUCGAAUACUCUAUUAUCGUGCAUUGUCCAGUGUCACAGAGAACUUUGUUUACACGUCGCAUCUUAGAAAUCGUACCAGGUUUGAGAACAAUCCUCAAUCAUCCCCAGAAAUAUUCCAUACAUACAAAAGAACAAGACCAUCUCAAAGUGCAGCCGAAGCCAUCGACAAAGACGGAAUUUCAUAUUUUGGUUUAGCGCACGAAAUAACAUUAAAUUGUUGGAAUACUGCUACUGAAUAUGGCUUCCAAAAUAUAGAUACACUUUCUUAUAACCCGACGACACUUCAAUUCAUCAGUGGAAUUAAAGUCAUUAACAAUCCGUUAGGUUUUCAAGAACUGUGGUUCGUUUCAGACAGAUUUCAAAAAUUCUAUACAGGUACACUGUCGCUGAACGAAACCAAUUUCAGAAUACAGACAACACGUGUUGACGACGUAUUAAGAGGAAGUAAAUGUAAAUUGUCUAGACCAUUUCAGGGAAUUGACGGUUUGAAUAAGCUNAACUGUUGUCAGCAUAAAGCGGCACUGAAAUGGAGAGUCAGUUUGUAUACUCCAUCAUGUUUUCACAAAACUAUGAUAUCUAAAUUGACUAUCCCCACUAGAAUAUCAUCUACGUCUAACGUUCCAGAGAUUGACGAAUGCGGCAGACUAUGGUUACUUGAUUCAGGAGAUAGAAACAACGGGCAGAUUUGUCCCCCGCAAAUAUUAGCAUUUGACUUGGAAACAGAUACAUUGCUAUAUAGAUACGAAAUACCCUCUAGUCAAUACGAGUACAGAUCACUUUUCGUAACUCCGAUUGUAGAUGUGCGAGAUGAAGAAUGCAACGACACCAUGGUGUAUGUCGCAGAUGCUCUAGCAUUUUCCAUCAUUGUCUACAACCCAACCUUGGGAGUUUCAUGGAGAGCAACUGACGAAACAAUGUAUCCUGACCCUAACUUUGGAACCUAUGAUAUUCAAGGAACUAGCUUCGAGUUAUUGGAUGGAAUAUUGGGCAUGGAUCUUUCACCUUACAAACCCGGAAGUGAUAGGAUACUUUUCUAUCACGCCAUGUCCAGUAUCACUGAGAACUUUGUUUACACGUCAGAUCUCAGAAAUCGUACCAGGUUUGAGAGUAAUCCCCAAUCAUCCCCAGAAAUAUUCCAUGUAAGUUUUUCGAUAUACAAUGUUCAACUACGUUGGGUUCAUGGUUCUUUAUUUCGAAUUUGGAAUCAUGUCAUUAACAAUCCUUCGUUAGGUUUGCACGAACUGUGGUUCGUUUCAGACAGAUUUCAAAAUAUGCUUACAAAUACACUGUCGCCGAACGAAACCAAUUUUAGAAUAUACAGAGCACGUGUUGACGAUGUUUUAGAAGGAACUAAAUGUAAGGCGUCAGUAGCUUCUAGACAAGCGUUUCUCAACCUUUUGGUAUUUGCGACCCAGUUUUCAAUCACAAUUCUCAUCGCCACUCCACUCAUAAAAUAAUUUUUGGAGGAAUAGUGUCGUAAUUCUAAUCUUGGAUUCUUUUAGUUUGGCGCUAAAUCUAUACUUCUAUCUUGAAAAUAAACGUUAGCAAUUACCACAAAUAGGUAAAUAAAUUGACAUUUAAUUUCAGUAAAUUUUUUAAUUGAUGCGGCGUUUUCUUCCGGGUGCUGCAUCAGUUGCGACUCAGCACCUGCCCAUUCACCACUGGAGAUGCCGUCAGCAAAGAAAGGAGAAACGUUUGGAAAAAUAAAAUUCC
Messenger RNA from Agrilus planipennis (emerald ash borer), 2323 nucleotides. RefSeq lists its product as uncharacterized. The record is from RefSeq and is a predicted model, not a curated record. Bases 55 to 2067 code for a protein of 670 amino acids. Gene Ontology annotation, cellular component: extracellular region. The transcript is spliced from 11 exons. NCBI's taxonomy places the organism in Eukaryota, Metazoa, Arthropoda, Insecta, Coleoptera, Buprestidae.